CGAAGACGCUCCGCGCGGUUCUUCGCUUCUCGGUCGUUCGGUAUCAUUUUCGAAGUGAGCACACCGACUAUCUCAGGGAUCCUACUGUUUUGGCUACAAAGGAGCUCCGAAUGCAGAAACCGGGCAACCGUGCACUUGAGAUUGUCAAGGACCCGGCAGUACUAAGCAACAUCGAGCAGCAUGUUCGCGAACAUUUCGGCGUCCGUGGUGCCGCUCCAGUACCUCGACAUACUGUCACCUACAUCAACCGUCACCCGGCAGUCAGUUACCCAGGAAGUGGUGCCUCAGCGGCUCCACCUCUUCAACAAUCGAGUGGUCAACCGGUCGUCGAAAGGAUGAAAAGCGCUGCCCCAGAACCAAAGACCGUUGCUCCAUCGUUGCCUAGAGAGACCGGCCAGGCAGCGGAAGGAAGCAAACCGAAGCCUUCUGAACUCCCAAAACCCAAGUCAUUUCAGUUACCGGUUGCCGUAAGAGCUCCUGAGACCGGCUCGGGCAGAGCGACUCCAUGCUUAUGCAAAGCGAGGUUGAUCUACGGUCAUCUUGAGCUCAUCCCGGAGGAUGACGAUGAACACGCUGUUCACUCUAAUGGAACUGCUCCAAAGGCUGAAGCUCGGCCGCGUACUUCGCGUUCCUCAGAGAAGAACACGCAAUCGACAAAAGGAAAAAAUCCUCUUAAGAAGCUGUUGAAGGCAAAACUGCGAAUGGAGGAGCACCAGCGGCAGACCAACAUGCAAAUAAUGUGCGAAAUCGUCAUAUGCGUAGUGAUCAUCAUCAUACUCUUCUACUUCCUCGUUCCUACACCAAGUUUCCUGAAGGGUCAUCCUAACAAGACAGUAACAAAGAAAACAAUCACUUCGACGCUGCACCACUGAAGCGCCUAAUAAGCGCUUGUACAUAGUUCGUCUAAUUAAAUAUAUGCCGAAGAGGA
Messenger RNA from Ornithodoros turicata, 928 nucleotides. RefSeq lists its product as uncharacterized. The transcript is spliced from 5 exons. Lineage: Eukaryota; Metazoa; Arthropoda; Arachnida; Ixodida; Argasidae. The record is from RefSeq and is a predicted model, not a curated record. The coding region runs from base 111 to 872 and encodes 253 amino acids.